AUGCUGCACAAGGGAGUCACAGGAAAAGGACACUAUCUGAAGGAUAACAGAGAGAUCAAAGAGACUAGAAAGGACACAGCCAGAGUGGCCACCUCUGUGAGACACUCUGCCUCUUCCUUGCCUUCUCUAAGGAAGAAGCAAGUGCUUCUGUGUGAGACAAGAAGAGUGCUUCUUCAGGCUCCCCAGAUGAAGGGCUUGGGGCUGGUACUGGUGCCAGGAUCUUCACAUGCAGCGUUGGGCAUCAUGCUGGUGUUGGUACUGAGUUUCCUGCCAAGCUUCUACUGUGCCCUGGGAUCAGCACGUUACUCUUCCUAUGAAAUAGUCACCCCCGGGGCUCUGACAGUUGAGGGAAGGGAAGACCCAGUGGAAGAGGUAUCUUACGUGAUAUUUAUGCAGGGCCAGAAACAGCUGAUCCACCUGAAGGUGAAGAGAGACCAUUUUGUCAAUAACUUCCCAGUCUUCAGCUACCACAAUGGCACCCUGGGACAAGAAAGGCCUUCCGUCUCACAUGACUGUCACUAUGAAGGCUACAUAGAAGGAGUCCCAGGGUCUUUUGUUUCUGUCAACACCUGCUCAGGCCUCAGGGGCGUCCUGAUUAAGGAGGGACGGUCCUAUGGCAUUGAGCCCGUGGACUCUUCACAACACUUUACCCACGUGCUGUACACCACGGCACAUCAAGCUCGAGUCUCCUGCAGCGUCACUCCCGAAGACAGCCAAGUGGUGUCCCCCAGCAGGCAACAAGGGAGCAGGAAGCCUGGAGGUCUACAGGCACCAUCCUACCUGUGGUCACACACCAAGUACGUGGAGAUGUUUGUCGUGGUCAACAACCAGCGGUUCCAAAUGUGGGGCAGUAACGUCAGUGAGACAGUCCAGAGAGUGAUGGACAUCAUCGCCCUGGCCAACAGCUUCACUAGGGGAAUAAACACAGAGGUGGUGCUGGCCGGAAUGGAGAUUUGGACCGAGGGGGACCCCAUAGAGGUCCCAGAGGACCUGCAAGUGGCACUCAGGAAUUUCAAUAGCUGGAGACAAGAGCAGCUCCUCCAUCGUGUGAAGCAUGACGUUGCCCACAUGAUUGUUGGACAGCAUCCUGAACAGGGUAUGGGGCAGGCGUUUCUCAAUGGUGCCUGUUCCACAGGCUUUGCAGCAGCUGUUGAAUCCUUCCAUCAUGAAGACGUCCUCCUGUUUGCAGCGCUCCUGGCCCACGAGCUUGGGCACAACUUGGGUAUUCAGCACGACCACUCGGCCUGCACUUGCAGAGAUAAACGCUUCUGCCUCAUGUAUGAAGAUAUCACUAAAGAAAGUGGCUUCAGCAACUGCAGCUCUGACUACUUCUACCGGUUCCUGCAGGCACACAAAGGGGCCUGCCUGUUUAACAACCCUCAGCACAAAGGCCGCCUGCGGAGGGAUUCCACCUGCGGCAACGGGGUGGUGGAGGGCGAGGAGCAGUGUGACUGCGGUUCUGCCUGUUACAGUCACCGGUGCUGUGACCAGACAUGUAGACUGAAGGGGAAUGCAGACUGUAGUGAUGGACUCUGCUGUUUUGGUUGCCGAUUGAGAAAUAAGGGGUACGUGUGCCGUUCUGCUGCGGGAGAGUGUGACCUCCCAGAGUACUGUGAUGGUACCUCUGCAGAGUGCCCUGCAGACAGCUAUAAGCAAGAUGGUACACCGUGUGAUAGACUUCACUACUGUGUUGGGGGUCGAUGUAGGAACCCUGAUAGUCAAUGCUCAGAUCUCUAUGGGUACACUGCACAGUCUGCCCCCGAAAACUGUUACAUUUCAAUAAACAGCAAAGGGAACAGGUUUGGAAACUGUGGCCGCCCCACCUCAGCAAAGUCAAGUUACGUUAAGUGUUUUGACGAUAAUAUAUUUUGUGGGAAAAUUAUAUGUACAAAUGUUAAAUGGGUCCCAUCAAUCAAACUCCAUUACACAGUGAUCCAGAUUCCUCAUGAAAAUGACUUCUGCUGGAGCAUGGAUGCCUAUAACAUUACUGAUAUCCCUGACGACGGGGAUGUGCACUCCGGCACUCCUUGCGCCCCAAACAAAGUCUGCGUGAAUUACUCCUGCACCGAUUAUGCUGCGCUCAACUAUGACUGCGAUCCAGCGAGAAUGUGUGGUGGGAGAGGGGUCUGUAACAACUUAAGGCACUGCCAUUGUGAGGUUGGCUAUGCGCCCCCUGACUGUAAAACCAUAGGUGACGGGGGUAGCGUGGACAGUGGUCCCCCUGCCAAACCAGAUGAUGAAAAUCCAAGUCAGGAUGAAAGGAAAAGUCACAGCGUUGGUCAUGGUAAUUUGGGCAGAGGUGGUGAAAAUAGAGAUGAUGGCAAAACCAUUGGCAAUCUGGUGUAUGUAUUCCCCUUGUUUCUUUUUGGAAUAUUUUUAGCUCUAAUUAUUGCUAUCAUUCUUGCGGCUAGAAAGGAUUUUUCACGGUGCUCAAAACAGGCCGUAGAAGAAACUGAAGAAGUGGCUGUACAAGAAGAGGAAGGAAGCAUAAGAGAGGAAACAACAGAAGCAGAAAGUGACUGA
Messenger RNA from Phyllostomus hastatus (greater spear-nosed bat), 2523 nucleotides. RefSeq names its product disintegrin and metalloproteinase domain-containing protein 1a-like. Gene Ontology annotation, molecular function: metalloendopeptidase activity. The record is from RefSeq and is a predicted model, not a curated record. Gene Ontology annotation, cellular component: sperm head plasma membrane; external side of plasma membrane; plasma membrane. Gene Ontology annotation, biological process: male gonad development; binding of sperm to zona pellucida; proteolysis. NCBI's taxonomy places the organism in Eukaryota, Metazoa, Chordata, Mammalia, Chiroptera, Phyllostomidae.